AUGUCCGAGGAAGAAGCAAGGAGGCUUUCUCUAUCCGCACAGGAAGAAGAAUCCUCGGAAAGACAGCAACAAACAUCACCAACCGACCAUGGCAGAGUUUCGCAUGAAGAAGCGGACUCGGGAGAAGAAUCCAGCAGCAGGGCACCCAACUUCACAGAUGAAGAAACGGACACCCUAAUCAAUCAAGUUGUUCAUCACUCCUUUCAACUUUUCGGAUCGCCGGCAAGAAAUGUUCAUCACCGAUUCAAGGGAACGACGUGGAAUGAAAUCUCUGAAUCAGUUUCUUUGGGAGGUGGGUUCAAGCGAAGCAACGAAAGUUGCAAGAAAAGGUUACGCGACUGUAGAAGAUCCGUCAAUCUCAAGAUCCAAAAAGGGCAAAAAUUACACAAGGAUUGGGAAAAGAAGAUGGAGAACUACUUCGUACUUGUGCAGGAAGAAAUGGCAGGAACCAGUGCAGAAGGAGCCACAAAAUAUUCUACGCCAACAAAACAUAGCACGCCACAAACGGAAACAACGCCAAAGAAGAAAACAAAAUCGCAGAAAGAUUCCACAGUUAAGGCAAAGAGAAGAGUUUCUUUUGUAUAUCCGACAACUGGAGGAGGUGCUGAGGAUACCGGUAAGGCAUAG
Pseudophryne corroboree (corroboree frog) is the source of this 627-nucleotide messenger RNA. RefSeq lists its product as uncharacterized. The transcript is spliced from 3 exons. Bases 1 to 627 code for a protein of 208 amino acids. NCBI's taxonomy places the organism in Eukaryota, Metazoa, Chordata, Amphibia, Anura, Myobatrachidae. The record is from RefSeq and is a predicted model, not a curated record.